AUGCCCCACAGUGAGGAUCCGUUGUUAAAAGCCAAAAUUCUGGUACCAGUCGAAAAUAAUGUACUGUCUGUCGGCACUAACUGCCAUGAGUCAUCGGUCAAUGGGGCAGUUUCCACGCCGUCUGGUGAACCUCCAACAGAUGCUGGGAUUGAUGUGCCAGAAGGCAUAACAGCUCUUGGCAGCAUAGAUAUCCCUACGGAAACAGAUGGUGAUUCCAAGACAGCUUCCGGUUUCAUGCUAAUAAGUGUCCGACACCUGUCAAAAGCUGGACGUGAGGAUCUUCGCAAUCGGUCGGUAUCUUUGCCACUGAAAUGCAGGAGGUCCGGCUCAGAGCCCCUGCACUACAAUAUGUUUGAACCUUCGCAUGAAGACAGCAGCCCGACCUCUUCUCAGAGUCACGCGGGCGAGGAUGAGUACUCCAAUGAUGGCUUUUACGGCUCUGGGUCAAUUGAGGCGGAAGAAUUCGAAGAUGAUGAGCUGGAUGAGGACGAAGCAGCUCACAGUGUUACUUUGGUUGUUGGUGCUUCUGGGAAAAACUUGAAAUCAUCCCUGCUGAAGUCAGCGACGCAUCCUGAUGCCUCUUUUUUCUCAAAUUCCAUACGCGAGAUUGUUCUGUCUUGGCCACGUGCUGCGUACGCCAGUCGGUCGGCUUCCUCGAAGGGUUCUUUUCGCGCAACUCUGUGGAGGGUAGAGACGAGCCAGAGGCGGUCAAACAAUGACUUGCCAGUGAAGUAUGAAAGCCGCUACCAGCAAACUCAGCUGCGCUGGUCAUUGCCGUCUUCCUGGAUAGGGACCCUGAGACGGACCACAUCAGUGAUUGUUCUGUCUUGGCCACGUGCUGCGUACGCCAGUCGGUCGGCUUCCUCGAAGGGUUCUUUUCGCGCAACUCUGUGGAGGGUAGAGACGAGCCAGAGGCGGUCAAACAAUGACUUGCCAGUGAAGUAUGAAAGCCGCUACCAGCAAACUCAGCUGCGCUGGUCAUUGCCGUCUUCCUGGAUAGGGACCCUGAGACGGACCACAUCAAUUGUUCUGUCUUGGCCACGUGCUGCGUACGCCAGUCGGUCGGCUUCCUCGAAGGGUUCUUUUCGCGCAACUCUGUGGAGGGUAGAGACGAGCCAGAGGCGGUCAAACAAUGACUUGCCAGUGAAGUAUGAAAGCCGCUACCAGCAAACUCAGCUGCGCUGGUCAUUGCCGUCUUCCUGGAUAGGGACCCUGAGACGGACCACAUCAGCGAAACAAACUGCUUUUGCCAGUGCACCAACAACCAAGUUUGGCAAUGAUCGAUGUCGAGUGAUCAGUUCAUCAGAUUCUGCUUUACGCGGGACAUGGGUAACGUCAAAUGAACGAGCUCAAGAGGGCGCGUGUACCCUGUUGACAUUCCCAGCGAGUGGUCACCUCCAUUCAUCACGUCGAAGGCACCGCCCAGUUGCACCCCAUGGCAGAUAUGUGGUUGGAAAGCAUGAUUUAGUGACAAAGUUCCAACCGAUUUACGAUACCCUGUUGCCUUUAGUGGCAACUGCUCGUGUCCAAACAAACACAUCACAUUUCGACUCUCAGGUACUUGCUUGUACUCCGAUUCCAGUGACCUCUGUGCAUACUGCUCCUCCAUCUGGACACGUAUCACCACCACAACCUUCUGAGUACGCAGUUAUGUUAGAGCCUUUGUCUUUACCCGAACCAUACAUCAAUGGUCAUGUCCAUCCCCAGUCUUUCUCCCCUCACUCCGUGAAUCACGAUUCCCCUACAUUGACGCUUCAUCCUCCUAUGUAUUCACUCUGCAAUGGUCCCGCACAUGCACCUAAUUCCGGUUCCACUCAACAACCGGUUGCAUGUCCACAUCAUCUACAUACCGGGGGAGCUACAGAACUUCCUCCGAAUAGCUUAAUGGAUGGAUCCAACACCAACGAUGGGCACUUGGUACCCACUGUCCCGUCAUUAAACCCUGCUACAAUCCCCAAUCUCCAACCGGCCUCCAGAUUCCGGAAAGCUCGGAUUCACGAGACUGUGGAACAGUGGUCCCAUGGACGUGCUUCCAUCCAUGAUUGUCACCUUAAAGCGGUUCCUGACUGGGUCUGGGAUUUACAGAAGAAGUCCUCAACUUUGGAGCAGGAUGUUGCUUCUGCAUUAUUUCAGAAAGUCAAUUGCUCGUCGUGUUUGGAAAGGAAAGUUCAAGCCCCGAAUCACCCAACCUCUCUACAAACCCAGAUUUCAGUUGUUAGCAGGCAAACUGGUUUCAGCGACACCCCCCGGUCGAAUACUUCCAACCUCUUUGCAUCCAAGUCGGAAAUUCACGGUGGAACUUCUGCCCUUGGUCGCGAUGCAUACAGGGGCAGUUUAUUCUCUUUCUGGGAUGGUGGUUGCCGCGUAAAUGCACGUCUAUUCAAUGCUAGUCGCUCUGCUAUAUCCCAUCAUCUCCCCCCGGACGAAAUGAGUAUCAAUAGUGUUUGUCCGAUCUGUGCAGGUGUGGUUGCUGGUAACACCGUGGAGCCUUCAAGGGAUAAUCUUCCAGAAACAGCCUGUAUCGAUGACUCUGUCGUCAACGCUGACAGGUCUGACCAGUGUGGGCAAGCCAUAACGGGUGAUCCAUCUCUGCUAGAGGAUAUCAAGUUUGCUUCUGGCCCAGCAACUGGCUUAGGAAGCAGUUCCACAUUAUCUACUCCAGCGUUGCUUCCAUCUAAGUCGACUGAUCCUGCCACUGCCUACUUGAUACACCAACAAAUUAGUCCGGCCACUGGAAUCAUUAUGGUCAAUACUGAUUCGGCGCCAAAGUAUAUCGCCAGUCCCAGUGCUGUGCCAGCCCACCAGUCUCCCUUGGGCCGAAUGCAUGAAUCACAUCAACUGGAGUCGGGUUCUUUUCUGGGAAACGGUACUCAAAACCAAUACAAAUCACGACCUGGUGAAUUCAUACAGCCACCUAUGUCCCACAAGCGGGAUUUAAGCCAGGACGUGUCGGGUUUCGCACCACCAACAAGCCCUGCUCUAUUACCUCCAGGGGAUGCACAGUCUGUUUGGUCUGCUGUUUCUUGUGAGUCCUUUGUAGCACGAGGAACCGUUAACGGACUUGCACAUGGUGCUGAGUCGAACUUGGACGUACCAGCAAAUCGCCCUCACCUUGAAGCGCAAGCUCCGACAAAGUUAUCGUUACCCGGUGACGAUCAUCAUCCGGUUAUGCGGCUCCGUGACGCAAGCGGCAGGUACCACAAUGUGGCUCCCAUGGAUUCUGUUUACGUCACCAAUGGUUUGGAUGGUCACUCCACAGAACGACCCUGGACCAAUCUACUGUCACCCAUGUCCCCAAGCGACGUAUACAAGACGAUCACAAAAGACUCCCGCAGUGCCACCGAUGCACCUAAAGGGUCCAAGACUACUGGGAGAUUUCCCUCACCUGCAGUUUCCAAAAGAUACAAUACUCCUCUUGGUUCCAUGGAGCCGUUCUCUGUGCGAUCACGUUCUUCAACAAAGAGCGUACCGGGCAAAUUUUACCGCGAAUCCAAGAGUAACAGUAGAGGACGACUAACAUUAUCGAAACGAUUAGAGGCACGCAUAUCAGAAAGUGUGGAUGUCAUCCGAUCAGCCAUUGAAGAAGCGUUUCGCGAUGAAUUGGCAGCAGCACAAUCGGAAAACUUCGCUCUCUUGUCUGAAGUGGAGAGGUUAUCAAAUGAAGUGUCCACUCUUCGGGGUUACCAGACAGCCUUCCAUGCAUUGCGUCCAUUUGUAGCCCCAGAGAUUUGGGAUCAUCUAUGCAACCAACAAUCUCAGUCAGUUCAACACCACCCACUCUCUGCUAGUUCAUCUUCGGCUGUCCGGAACGGCUCUCCCGAACAUCCAGGAUAGGCACAGUGUCCUGUGGUGAUGUCUUGUCUUAUGGUGGACUGAGCAAUUCAGUGCAAUAAGUUCACGCUUUUCCCAAUUCAGCCGAUCCUGAUGGAAAUGUCAACCACCUGUGUCGUCACAUGUGAACCCCAAAGUGGGACUGUUCAGUGCCUGUAGUUCUUUGGAAAUUCCUUGGUAUACCCAUUAUGGACAGGCUGAGUUUCGUACUUUGAAUAUCCCCCCACUCUGUCCGUGUUCUUUCACCAGUGAUUGCAUUCAGAUUAAGCAUUGUGGGCUAGUCUGCCAUUCAUUUGCUACCGGUGUCUUUCAUGCCCUCAUACCCAACUUGAUGAACACCGAUAGAUGCGCUUCCGUCGCCACUUCAUUUCGAUUAUCAGGAUCCAAGUAAGCAGUUUGUUUAUAGUGACACUCGCGCAUAACCUUGCCACCUACCAUGCACCACGAACCACCAAUGAUCGAGCCAACCUACUUUCCGUUACUACCGCUUUCAGUGUUUUUUUUUGGGAGUUCGAACUAUGAAAAGCAGAAUCCUCAGUUGUGAUCGAUACCAUCCGGCAGUGCCGAACCCAAAUCUGAUGCUUCUAUUGUCAUGCAUUUCCGCCUGUCUCUUUCUGCUAAGUUUUUGUGAGUGGGUGUGCGUGCGUAUGCGUGCAUUCAUUUUGUCGCGAAUGUCAUAGACAGCCAAAAAUCUCAUCCCUAUUUCUCUCGCACUUCUUGGACCAUCCCUGUCUCGUCUUUGCCGUACCCGGUUACAACUAGGUUCAAUUCCUCUGUCCCAUCUUGUUUACAGAUACACACUGCUAUGUUUGUGCCAACCGAGUCAUACACGAAUAAGAGAUUUCCCAAUCCUCGAAUAGUCUUCAGCGUUUGUUUCUCUUUCUUGUUCCUUCUUAUUCGUCAUAUGUACUCAUCAGUACUCUGUCAAUUUGAGUUUCAGACGUUCCUGUCCAGCGUAUCAGCAAUUGCUUUCGAUCGUAACAGCGACACAUGCUGUGACGCAACCAUUCCCCCGUCCAUCUUUUGCCCCACCACGCAUUCCGAUUGUGACCGGUUUGUGUCACACAAAGCGAUUGUUUUGUAAAACACGGUAUUUUUAUGAAUACGUCAACUAGGUUGGUUUAGUCCCCUCUCGUAGAUGGUUGCUCACCAUGUAGGGACUGUCUGAACUAUCGACUACCAAGGUUUUUGCAAUCUUCGUCUAUUGUUGGCGUUACUCUCCAACCCCUCUAUGCAACAUACCCGACUUCUCAUUUAGUGUUGAAUGAUACUUGAUCACGGACGUGUUAAUUCAUUGACC
Opisthorchis viverrini is the source of this 5131-nucleotide messenger RNA. RefSeq lists its product as hypothetical. The coding region runs from base 1 to 3834 and encodes 1277 amino acids. The transcript has 9 exons. Lineage: Eukaryota; Metazoa; Platyhelminthes; Trematoda; Opisthorchiida; Opisthorchiidae. The record is from RefSeq and is a predicted model, not a curated record.